This is a messenger RNA of Dovyalis caffra, 864 nucleotides long. The record is from the annotation of a GenBank genome assembly. NCBI's taxonomy places the organism in Eukaryota, Viridiplantae, Streptophyta, Magnoliopsida, Malpighiales, Salicaceae.
AUGGUCGGUGUUGGCAGUAAUAUUUCCCUCUAUACAGGUUUGGCAUACCCACUUGAAAAGGAAGGUUUGUUGUUGUUGAGAAAGAAAUCUAGAUGCAAUUUUAUGGUCUCUAAGAAUUGCAUCAAGAUGGACAGAACUGGAAUUCAUCAUGGUCAUGAGAGUGGAAUUGAGGACAACCCCACAAGAAAAAACGUUUCAUUGAGCUCAAGAAACAGGAUGGAAGAGUAUAAUAUUGCCAUGAAAAAGAUGAUGAGGAACCCAUAUGAGUAUCAUCAUGAUCUUGGUAUGAACUACACAUUGAUAACUGACAAUGUGAUUGUGGGCUCCCAACCUCAGAAACCUGAAGAUAUAGAACAUCUGAGACAUGAAGAGAAUGUGGCCUACAUUCUAAACUUGCAGCAGGACAAGGACAUUGAAUAUUGGGGUAUUGAUUUGCAGUCUAUAAUACAAAGAUGUAAACAACUUGGAAUCCGUCAUAUGAGAAGGCCUGCAACAGAUUUUGACCCAGAUUCCUUGAGAAAUAUAUUACCCAAAGCUGUUUCAUCGUUGGAAUGGGCUGCUUCUGAGGGAAAAGGGAGAGUGUAUGUACAUUGCACAGCUGGACUGGGAAGAGCCCCUGCAGUUACGAUAGCUUACAUGUUCUGGUUUUGUUCCAUGAACCUUAAUGCAGCUUAUGAUACUCUAACUUCAAAGAGACCUUGUGGGCCCAAUAAGGGAUCAAUACGUGCAGCCACUUACGAUCUAGCUAAGAAUGAUCCAUGGAAGGAGCCCUUUGAGAGUCUACCAGAAUAUGCUUUUGAAGAUAUAGCAGAUUGGGAGAGGCACUUGAUUCAAGACCGUGUUCGUUCCCUCCGUGGAACAUGA